AUGACUUUAAUUGGAGCAAUUUUCAAUAGAGCAAAGACAAAAGAAACAAGUAAACGUAAAUAUACAUCACCGCCUCCAGAAAUAGAAGAAAGUAAAUUGAUACGAAAGAAAAGAAAAAGAUUUUACAAGUACAGAAAUGUCAAAGCUAUCGUGGAUAGUUCGCCGCCAUCUUACGACACACAACGAAUGUUCCGCUCAAUACCGGAAUGGGUCCAACGUACAAGAGAUCUUUAUAUGGAGAACGCUCGAAUGCUGUUCGCUAUAAGCUCUGCUUAUAUGAAUGGAGGCAGAGUCGACAGUCAUUGGACAACAGGAUUAUAUCCUACCAGACAAUAUUAUGAGAACAGAUUGCACUUCUACAGGAACACUGUACAAGAAAAUAUUGCAAUAUACAAACGUAUUGAAAAAGCUGGCCCGAGAGUGGUUCCAACGAAAAUUUUAAUAGAGGAAUGGAACAGAAAUAAAGUUAAAAUUGUUAAGUCGGCGAAGAACAAGUUUGUGCUAUUUCCUACUUCGCCUGUCGAGCUCAUUGAGGAUUCCGCUUUUAAAGCACCAGAUGGCGUUAAAAGACCGAGAGUGUAUAUACAAUUGCGAGCUCGCGGCCACUCGUCCUUGGGUUAUCUUCACGUGGAAUUAUUCACUGAGAUUUGUCCACUAACAUGUGCUCUGUUCCUCGAGCUGAUGAUGGGAGACGGGCUGGGCUACGGAUAUGUUGGGACCAGGUUCUUUAGGUAUAAAACCUACUUUAAUUUUAGCACUAAAGAAAUGGUAGUCAUGUGA
Danaus chrysippus (African queen) is the source of this 780-nucleotide messenger RNA. NCBI's taxonomy places the organism in Eukaryota, Metazoa, Arthropoda, Insecta, Lepidoptera, Nymphalidae. The record is from the annotation of a GenBank genome assembly.